Molecule: messenger RNA, 363 nt
Organism: Gilbertella persicaria
Lineage: Eukaryota; Fungi; Mucoromycota; Mucoromycetes; Mucorales; Choanephoraceae
Product: ceramidase-domain-containing protein
Exons: 3
Coding region: 1-363 (120 amino acids)
Biological process (GO): ceramide metabolic process; phytosphingosine biosynthetic process
Cellular component (GO): endoplasmic reticulum membrane
Source: RefSeq, a predicted model, not a curated record
AUGCUUAGUUCCCUUGCAGAUCCAAACAGUCAGAAUGAUUAUAAAAUACCCACGGCAUUAACGCUCUAUUCAGCCAUUGUAACCUGGUCUUAUUUGAUCAUCAAUAAUCCUGUAUUCCAUCAAUUAUGUUAUGCAAUCUUGAUCUUGGGUAUCGUUUAUCGAUCCACUUUGCUGUAUUACAAGAUACCUGAAACAAUAACCUAUGAGCGUCCUCGCAUGCAAUCCUUAUUGUGGUUAUCUGCUUCUGGGUUCAUUAUUGCUUUUAUUCUCUGGAAUAUUGAUAAUGAGUUUUGUGGACAACUAAGAUCUUGCUUCACGGAUGGUAGCACAUUAGUACAGCUAUUAUUUUAUCGUGUUUUGUGA